This is a messenger RNA of Wyeomyia smithii (pitcher-plant mosquito), 2114 nucleotides long. RefSeq names its product ras-related protein Rab-14 (gene Rab14). The record is from RefSeq and is a predicted model, not a curated record. Gene Ontology annotation, molecular function: GTPase activity; GTP binding. The coding region runs from base 380 to 1027 and encodes 215 amino acids. The transcript has 5 exons. Gene Ontology annotation, biological process: Golgi to endosome transport; phagosome maturation; endocytic recycling. Gene Ontology annotation, cellular component: Golgi apparatus; trans-Golgi network; recycling endosome. NCBI's taxonomy places the organism in Eukaryota, Metazoa, Arthropoda, Insecta, Diptera, Culicidae.
CUUCAUGCUGUCAAAUCGGUCAAAACAGUUUGAGUCAUCCAUAUUGAUGUCCGUGUUUUGUCGUUUAAUAAUUCCACAUUAAUUGUACAAAAAGUGGUUAUUUAUGUUAAUUCCGGUGCAGCGAAACAGCCAUUUUCGUACGAGUUUAACUCUGGCGAAUCGUUUAGUAUAAACUUUUUGCUUAGCACACUACAAACAAAAUUGUGGGUUUCAAUGUUGUCGAGAGGCUACUGCAUGUAGCCUUUUCUAGUUGAUGAAAAUCCGUGAAUAAUUCCGAACGAUAAACGUCGACAAUUUGAGUUAGGGCCUAAGCAGACUCAAUAGUACGAACUACUAUUAAGCAUUCAAAAGUUAGAAGAACGUUUAAAGGCUGAGCAACAUGUCUGCUGGACCAUACAACUAUUCGUACAUUUUCAAGUACAUUAUCAUCGGCGAUAUGGGCGUAGGCAAGAGCUGCCUAUUGCAUCAGUUUACCGAAAAAAAGUUUAUGGCAAGCUGCCCUCACACCAUUGGCGUUGAGUUUGGCACACGCAUCAUCGAAGUCGACAAGCAGAAGAUCAAGUUGCAAAUAUGGGAUACUGCCGGUCAAGAGCGGUUUCGUGCUGUUACUCGAUCGUACUACAGAGGAGCAGCCGGUGCACUGAUGGUCUACGAUAUCACCAGACGCUCAACCUACAACCAUCUAUCCAGCUGGCUAACGGACACACGAAAUCUAACGAAUCCAAGUACUGUUAUAUUCCUCAUUGGCAACAAAUCAGACUUAGAAAGUACCCGUGAGGUUACUUAUGAAGAGGCAAAAAAGUUCGCCGACGAGAAUGGGCUGAUGUUUGCGGAGGCUAGUGCAAUGACCGGUCAGAACGUCGAAGAAGCUUUCCUGGAAACAGCUAGGAAAAUUUACCAAAGCAUUCAAGAUGGUCGGCUUGAUCUGAACUCUUCCGAGUCAGGCGUUCAGCACAAACCGGCCCAACCGGGUCGAACAACGCUGAGCAGCGACGCGCAGAACAAUAAGGAGAAUUGUUCUUGUUAAUUUCGUCCAGUGGCCAUUGUGAUAGCGUAUGUAGCAAAACUUUGAAAAAAUACUUUAUGCGAUCCAUGUUAUCUAAGGUAUAGUAGAACAUAGCUCGAAAUGUCAGUUUAGGGAGGUGAUUUCAAAAUCGAAAUGGUGGGUAAAACCAAUCGGGAGCGUAAUCUUAUAGUGUAAUUGACUUAUUGCUGUGUAUAAGCCAAAAGUUCGUUGAAACAUGUGUAUUUGUUGUUAUAUAUGUUCGUUUUGAGUUUCCUUACUGUUACGAAAUAAAAGUUUAGGCACAUAUUUUAUGAUUUGCAGAAUGUUCAUUUGUUUAUGUUUCGUGUACAAUAUUCCUAAGUUUGAAUAUUCCUAUAAACGUAUUCGAGAAGUUCUGAAUUGGUAUUCAAACCGAAAUAAAUAUGAUUAUACCCAAAACAGAAUCAUCAGAAUAUAUAACUUGUAGAUACAGCAGACAAGAAUGAACGGGCAACAUCGCAAUUGUUAUUGCAAUUCCCAAAAACAUUUUAAUGCAAUCUUAGGUCAAAUGUAAUGUCACGUAUCGUCCCUUUUAUGCAUAUAUUAAAUAAUGUACCGCUUUACGAGUUCCCCACACUAAAGCCGAUAAUUUCUGGAGUACGAGAAACCCACGUAAAUUGGAGAGAUCCAACGUUUUCAACAAGGAUUUUAGUACAAAAGCAUCCGCUAGAUCUUUACUAUUUAACAGCUGAAUAAUUUUAUGCUUACCAAUUAUCGUGUGCUGUAGAAAACAUGUCUAAGAUAUACCUUCAAACUGCGACCGAAUGCGAAAAUUUUAUAUUCUCACGAGUACUGCGACCAUUUAAUUAUACAAAUAUGAGACCUACCUACAUAUGAUAAAUAAUAUAUGGAAAACUAGUAGUUUAGAAGACAAAAAAGAAAAUUCAUGAUUUAGUAUUACUUUAUCAAGAAAAAUAAUAAAAAAUAAGUCCUGAAUGUAACGAGUAUAAAUUAUAUUAGCCAAGGAAAAAUUGAUAUGUAGUUGAAACGGUGAAAAGGCAUACCUAUAUAAAUAAAAUAUUGAAAAUUACUAACAGAUUCCGCCAAUAAAACACAGAUUUUGAUUCGA